Botrytis porri is the source of this 630-nucleotide messenger RNA. RefSeq lists its product as uncharacterized. The record is from RefSeq and is a predicted model, not a curated record. The transcript is spliced from 3 exons. Bases 1 to 630 code for a protein of 209 amino acids. NCBI's taxonomy places the organism in Eukaryota, Fungi, Ascomycota, Leotiomycetes, Helotiales, Sclerotiniaceae.
AUGGCCCCACCUCCUCCAGUAAUUCGCACUACCGGAGCGACGAUGCUACGACAGGAUCAUCAGUUGUGGACACAGCACAAUACCUCCAAUCGAAAUCUAUUGGUGAAAGCCGUCGUAUUGCGUCGUCUCCUUAGGGUGCGUGAGAAUAAGAAGGCCAUGCUACAAUCUUCUAAUGAUGAGGCAAGUGUAGGAACUGUACACAAAAUGCCUCAUAUAUCAAACCAGCCAGAGAAGGAACGAGGUCUGCAAGGAAACAGGAAAACAAUAGACAAUGAUAUUGGAAAUAGCAGAGCGAGGAAGCUUCUAGUAAACGAGGGCGCAACAACAAAGAUUUCAAAGAAGCCAAUGAACAAGAUUGAAUCCGAACCGCAGGGCCAGACGAAAGAGGGAGAGAGAACUACCAAGAAGCUAAGGGUUCAUUGUCAGCGGAAACCAAGAAGCGAGAAAACCUCUAGUACCACGAAAAUGCAGCAUCAAAUUCCAUUGCUGAAUCAUCACAAUUCUGAUACGUCAAACGAUACGAGUAGAAAGGAGCAAGUUCUAGAUUUCGACGAUCUUAACCCACUCGGGGCCCUCUGCUGCACCCUCCAGGAGUUACAUGAACAAACUUCUAGACUUUUGGUUCUGUAA